CCACUUGAGAUUCUUCCAAUGGAUCGACAUGAUCAGGAACUGCAGUACCAGGUGCAUCACCAGAAAGUGGCAGUUCAGUAUUUGACAACUCUACAGACACAUCGGAAAACUGCUACUUGCUUCAGCUUCGUCACAGUUAAACGCAAUGUGGAUAUCAGUGUCAUACUGCAAUGCACAAACACAACAUUCACAACCUCAACGCCGGUUCCAACAACAACGUCGAGUCUAACAGCAACAACAACAACAACUCCAACUCCAACAACAACAACAACUCCAACAACAACUCCAACAUCCACUCCAACAACACCAACAACAACUCCAACAACAACUCCAACAACAACAACAACUCCAACAACAACUCCAACAACAACUCCAACAACAACAACUACAACAACUACAACAACUCCAACAACAACAACAACAACCAAAUCACCACCAUCAUCAUCAUCAGAAAGCAGUGAAUCAUCAUCAGGAAGCAGUGAAUCAUCAUCGGGAAGCAGUGAAUCAUCAUCGGGAAGCAGUGAAUCAUUGCAUCAAUGCAGUAGAAAGAAAUACUACAGAAGUGGAAGCUAUUGGUGUUGCAGGAAGAAAUAUGGUUCAAGAAGAAGAUGGGGUUGGUGGAGGCUUUGGUGGAGGUGUCGCUGGGGUCGGGGAAGAAGUAACAGACAUCAAUGGAAUCACAACAGGUACAACAGGUACAACAGAUACAACAGGUACAACAGAUACAACAGAUACAACAGGUACAACAGAUACAACAGGUACAACAGAUACAACAGGUACAACAGAUACAACUAUGGACGAGUAAAUGGCUAUCAACCUGUAGGAAGAACCAAUCCACAAGGCAAAAGGAAUUGGAGAGAGUGAAAUACAAACUUUAUUUCAAAAGAAAACUGAAGAGUGAGCGGAGACA
Messenger RNA from Carcharodon carcharias (great white shark), 910 nucleotides. RefSeq names its product integumentary mucin C.1-like. Bases 19 to 864 code for a protein of 281 amino acids. NCBI's taxonomy places the organism in Eukaryota, Metazoa, Chordata, Chondrichthyes, Lamniformes, Lamnidae. The transcript is spliced from 4 exons. The record is from RefSeq and is a predicted model, not a curated record.